Messenger RNA from Peromyscus californicus insignis, 6455 nucleotides. It is a transcript of the gene Faah, whose product is annotated as fatty acid amide hydrolase. Gene Ontology annotation, molecular function: amidase activity; fatty acid amide hydrolase activity. Lineage: Eukaryota; Metazoa; Chordata; Mammalia; Rodentia; Cricetidae. Gene Ontology annotation, biological process: fatty acid catabolic process. The record is from RefSeq and is a predicted model, not a curated record. Bases 471 to 2210 code for a protein of 579 amino acids. The transcript is spliced from 15 exons.
ACGCUUGGCUCCCCAGGAAAGAUGCUGCUGAGAUGUUAGGGGGGUUAUUAAGGUCCAGCUGCACCGGGUCUACUCAGGCGGGCCUGUUCUGAGAGCUCUGGGUUGGUCGAGCUUUUCGGGAGGGAGUUUGAAGCUGCGGGAUGCGCAGGGUGGAGACGCGGCCAGAGGGGUCUGGUCCAGGAAAUCCGGCAGCCCUGGUGUUUCCGAGGGCGCCCACGCGGAGCUCAAUUGCUCCGCCUGCCUUAAAACGCUGGGACGCCGGGGAACGAGGCCCAGCAGGCGGCCAGGCUUGACCUUGACCGUUGGCGCUGCCAGCUUUGCUCUCGCUGCCCAGCAACGGCGCGCUCCGGCGGCUGCGCCCGCCCCUCCCUCGGGCGGAAUCGCCGGGCGAUCCAGGCCGGGUUUUGCAGCGGAGCUGUUGGGUUUGCGCGUGCUGAUUCCACUCCAGUAGCAGCCGGCUGCAGGAGACUAUGGUGCUGCGCCAAGUGUGGACCGCACUGUCCGGUGUCUCCGGGGUUGCCCUAGUUUGCUGCUUGUUGUCGGCGGCGGUGGUCCUGCGAUGGACCGGGCGCAGGACGGCCCGGGGCGCGGCGGCCAGGGCGCGGCGGAGGCAGCGAGCGGGCCUGGAGACCAUGGAUAAGGCGGUGCAGCGCUUCCGGCUGCAGAACCCUGAUUUGGACUCAGAGGCGCUGCUAGCCCUGCCCCUGCCUCAACUAGUACAGAAGUUACACAGUGGGGAGCUGUCCCCGGAGGUGGUACUCUUCACCUACUUAGGAAAGGCCUGGGAAGUGAACAAGGGGACCAACUGUGUGACCUCCUAUCUGACUGACUGUGAGACUCAGCUGUGCCAGGCCCCACCACAAGGCCUGCUCUACGGCAUCCCCGUGAGCCUCAAGGAAUGCUUCAGCUACAAGGGCCAAGACUCCACGCUGGGCUUGAGUUUGAAUGAGGGGGUGCCAUCGGAGUGUGACAGUGUGAUGGUACAGGUGCUGAAGCUGCAGGGGGCUGUGCCCUUUGUGCACACCAAUGUCCCCCAGUCCAUGUUAAGUUUUGACUGCAGCAACCCCCUCUUUGGCCAGACUCUGAACCCCUGGAAGUCCUCCAAGAGCCCGGGUGGAUCCUCAGGGGGCGAGGGCGCUCUCAUUGGAUCUGGGGGCUCCCCGCUGGGCUUAGGCACUGAUAUUGGAGGCAGCAUCCGUUUCCCUUCCGCUUUCUGUGGCAUCUGUGGCCUCAAGCCUACCGGGAAUCGCCUCAGCAAGAGUGGCCUGAAGGGCUGUGUCUAUGGACAGACGGCAGUGCAGCUUUCUGUUGGCCCCAUGGCCCGGGAUGUGGAGAGCCUGGCAUUAUGCCUGAAAGCCCUACUGUGUGAGGACCUGUUCCGCUUGGACCCCACUGUCCCCCCCUUGCCCUUCAGAGAGGAGGUCUACACAAGCUCUAGACCCCUGCGGGUGGGAUACUAUGAAACUGACAACUAUACCAGGCCUAGCCCAGCCAUGAGGAGGGCGGUGCUAGAGACCAAGCGGAGCCUUGAGGCUGCUGGCCACACGCUGGUUCCCUUCUUGCCAAACAACAUCCCCUACGCCCUGGAGGUCCUGUCUGCAGGUGGGCUGUUCAGUGACGGUGGCCACACUUUCCUCCAGAACUUCAAAGGUGACUUUGUGGAUCCCUGCUUGGGGGACCUGAUCUUAAUUCUGAAGCUACCCAGGUGGUUUAAAAGACUGCUGAGCUUCCUGUUGAAGCCUCUGUUUCCUCGGAUGGCAGCCUUUCUCAACAGCAUGCAGCCUCGGUCGGCUGGAAAGCUGUGGGAACUGCAGCAUGAGAUUGAGGUGUACCGAAAUUCUGUGAUUGCCCAGUGGAAAGCUAUGAACUUGGAUGUGCUGCUGACCCCCAUGCUGGGCCCUGCUCUGGAUCUGAAUGCAUCGGGCAGAGCCACAGGGGCUAUCAGCUACACUGUGCUCUACAACUGCCUGGACUUCCCUGCGGGGGUGGUGCCCGUCACCACUGUGACCGCUGAGGACGACGCCCAGAUGGAACACUACAGAGGCUACUUUGGGGAUAUCUGGGACCAUAUACUGAAGAAGGCCAUGAAGAAGAGUGUAGGCCUGCCUGUGGCCGUGCAGUGUGUGGCUCUGCCCUGGCAGGAGGAGAUGUGUCUGCGGUUCAUGCGGGAGGUGGAACAGCUGAUGACCCCUGAAAAGCGGCCGUCCUGAGGGUCAUUCACCUGCCCAGCUCUGGAGGACCGAAGGCCUAUGAGCUCUGUCGCCUGUGAGGAAAUGCCGAGCGCAGGGAAGAGGUGUCCACCUGUCCUCCCCUGGACCCCUGCAGAAGCACAGGACACCCACCCACCUCCUCCCACCCCCCCCCACCCCCCACCACUCCCUCUACACACACAAAGUCUGGACCUUGCUCCCCUCUCUGGUUCGUUUUCCAUCCUGAUCCCCCUACUUCAUGUGGCAGCCAGCAGGAAUGGCCUGGGCUCGUCAACAGCGAAGAAGCAAUGUGUUAUGUAUUUUCUAGGUGUUUCUAUUAGGGUAUUGGGAACCAGAGCCCGCUGAGAGGGCUGGCCGGAACCUCUAGAGCCAGCUGCAAUUCAUGUCACUCUCCUGCUCCAAAACCUCCCUGGUACCAUCACCCACAGCUUGGACACAGGGGUGUGUUCUCGUCACUUACCUCCUUCCCUUCCUUUUUUUGUUUGGGUUCAGCCCAGCUUUGAUGGACACUGCCUCUUUUCUCCUUCGCUCACUCCAUCUCUGCCGACAUGCGCUUCUUAGUCCUUGGAAGCCCAGCAUGUACCCCUCCCCCCCUUUUUCCCCCAGGAAGCCUUCUGUCCUCCUCUGGGCCCCAGAGAGUGUGGGAUCUUUCCUCCCAUUCUGUCCUGAUGGUGUAGUGGACAUCUGUGGUGGGUGGUCUUCCCUGAGGACACUAGCCCUCCUCAAUGGUGGGGACUCCAUUUCUGCUACUACAGACAGCGCAGGGCAGCAGGGAAAGCACCUGGGUUGGACGGCAGGGAGCCAAGUGGGCGCACCUGGCCCUCAGCUGGCAUUGUUGCCUGGGGAGGAAUAAGCAAGGCAGUCUGUCAGUGCUACCAGUGCUGACCAAGGCCUGGAAGGAAGUCUUCCUGGAGGAGGAAGAGGAGGAGGAGGAGGAGGAGGAGGAGGAGGAGGAGGAGGAGGAGGAGGAGGAACUGGACCUGUAUUGAGCCUAGAAAGUUCUCAGAGGCUGAGUUAAGAAAUAAGAACACGGGGGCUGGAGAGAUGGCUCAGCGGUUAAGAGCACUGUCUGCUCUUCCAGAGGACCCAGGUUCAAUUCCCACCACCCACAUGGCAGCUCACAACGGUCUAGCUCCUGUUUCAGGGGGAUCCUACACCCUUACACAGGCAUACAAUCAGGCAAAACACCAACACAUAUAAGAUACAAAUAAGUAAAUUAUUUUUUAAAAAAGAAAGGAAUGAGAACAUCCCAGAGAGAAGGGGCAGUAUACCCAAAGGCCAGGGUGAGUUUGGCCAUGGCGGGCGUGUUGAACGUGCAUGGGAGAAGCAGAGAUGCAGAUGAGACCAGGUUAAGGAAGACUUGGGUAGCCAGGUGAGGAACUUGAGUUCUUUCUCAGGGGUGGCAAGGGUCUUGGGGGGUUAUACAGGUUCAGAAAGGAGGGCAGAUUGAGGGUCAAAGCCUAGACAAAGAGAAGGACGUGACUAAUCUCUAAUCUGGGACCUUUUAUGUUAUCAGUUCCUUCUGCUCGGAGCACUCAGCUUCAGUGUCCUGGUCCCUUCAUCCUGUUGCUUUCUAAGGUCUCUGAGCUUUCCCCAUCAGAGUAUCACCAUCUGAAAACACAGGCCUUUGUCGUCUCUGUGAAAGCAGCCGUACUGCUCGUGUGUGAUGGAGUUCUUGGAGUGAAUGGAACUCAGAAGGUGCUCAAUUAGUGGAGAGAAACAAAGUGAGCCCCUGCACAGGGCAGGCACCGGGCCGUGUUGAGGCUCCAGUGACAGGUGAUAGAGACUCGGUUGUUGUCCUCACAGAGCUUAAAUUAUAGAGGGUGUUUCUCAAUGAAGGGAGAAGUUGUGUUUGGACAAUAGCAUCUCUUAGGCUCUGGAGGUGAGACUCCGUUAUCUCAUAUGAAAAUCUGUGGAAACUGGAGUGUAGAGAAGGUUACCGAUUCAUCCAAGGCCAAUGAGGAGGUAUAGUGAAGACCUGAGACCCACAUGUCCCACUCUGAACUUCAUGUACUUUCCUCAUUUUGCAACCACCAGUGCAGUCAUUAAACUGUUCCGGGUACCACCAGUGCAGUCAUUAAACUGUUCUGGGUACCCCAGCCUCUGUGUUGAGUGACACCAUCUCCUCAAAGAUGGAAGCGUUGUCCCUAUACUUGCUUCUCUGUUGCUGUAUGUCUGCAGGAGCUUUGGUCAUUGCCCUCGACCCCUUCCUUGAUCUGUCCUGCAGGUUUGUGAUGUAGAGCUCAGGCUACAACUAGAGGACCUGCCGUGGGUCCCAGUAAGGGAACAUCGUUUGUUGUUGAGUCAGGGUCUCUACGUAGUCCUGGCUGUCCAGGAUCUCACUCUGUAGACUUUCAACUCACAAAGCCACCUGCCUCAGCCUCCCUAGUGCUGAGACUAAAGGUGUGCGCCACCACACCAGGCCUAAUGGGUGUAGUUGGAAUUUUCUUUGAGAACCAACCAGCUCCCAAAUAAAGGCAUGGAAACUUAUUAUGAAUGCUUGACCUUAGCCUAGGCUUGUCCCACUACCUCUUUUAACUUAAUUUAACAAGUUUCUAUUCAUCUAUGUUUUGCUUCUGGGCUUUGUACCUUUCUUUCAUUCUGUAUGUCCUACUUUCCUGCUUCCUCCAUGGCUAACUGGCAGCUGCCUUCUCCUACCACCCAUCCCCGCCACCCAGUGACUCUCUGGUGUCUUUUCUUUCUUCCUAUGUCUCUAAAUUCCUCCUCCUACUUACUCUUCCUGCCUGGAAGUCCCGCCUAUACCUCUUCUUUCACUAUUGGCCAUUCAGCUUUUUAUUAGACCAAUCAGGUGCCUUAGGCAGGCAAGGCAAAACAGCAACACAUCUUUACAUAGUUAAACAAAUAUUCUGCAACAAACGGGACAUUUUUUAGGGUCAUCUGUGGCAUUUCCCCUCUGCAAACCAUCUUCUUGUGCAUGUACAUGAUGUGAUUUCUUCUACCGUUUAUUAUAAUAUAAAACUCAGGGACAAAUAUAAGAACCCGAGACCAUCACCACGGUUGUGACACAUCUGCCACCAUUCUCCUCCUGGCUCCAAAAGGGCCCGACAGCUUCUUCUCUGGGGGCCAUGCUUUGUCUCAUCCUGAGUCUACCUCUUGAACCAAAUACUCUAUUCAGUUGGACAACAGACCACAACAUAAACGAAAUUCCCAUAACAUCCACAGAUUUGAACACUGGACCAAGGAAGGGGCAUGUCACUCUGGACACCUGCCAGGGAACCCCUUAGAGAUAGCCAUGUAAUCAAGUCAUGAGCUUCCCCGCCCAAUCUGUCUCUGGUCUGUGUUUUGUUAGCUUGCUAGUCUUGGUCAGGCUUCCAAAGUCUCCGACAUAUAGGUUGGAGUGGUGACCUAGGAUACCUUAAGUGAAUGAGACCACUUUUGGUCCGGGCUUUGUAAGGUUUAUCCGUGUAUGCCCAGGACCCACCAUGGUGCCUAGUACUUAGUGGAUGGUCAAUGAAGGCCUGUUGGAGGAUGGCACACACUUGUUACGAGGGGAUCCGUUUGGGCAUCUCUUGAUUACUUCCUUCUCUCAUUCAUUAUAGGGAACUUCCCAGUUUGACCCUGACCUUCUACCUUUAUCUAAUGUAUUUUCUUCACUUUGAUUCAUGACCACAAGGACGAAUAUUUCCUUGUCUCUGUUCAACCUAGAGCUUUCUUUUGGUCUAGAGAGCUGCGUGUAUCAACUUCCACCAACCCCCAGCCCCUCCCCUCCUCCUUCCAUUCAUCCCGUAAACACAUUGGAUUCCUCCCACAGUAUGCUUAGGGUAAUCAAACAGAAACAGCCCCUGCUUGAAUGGUCUUUCAGUCUACCAGCAACUGUGUGACUACACAGUGUGUCCGAAAUGCUAUGAAGCAGAAGUCCUGGGGAUGAUGACAUCAAGCAAGUGCCAGCUCUGGCCUGCAGUGUGUGUGUGUGGUGAGCAGGUGUGUCAGGGAGUACUUACUUCCUUUGUGAAGUGACAUCCGAGCUGAAAAGUGCAUUGUCACAGGAGCCAAGGACUGAGUGUUACAAGAAUGGUGGAGUCAACCUAAAUGCUGCUGAUGUAACAGGGGAUGAGGACAGGUGAAGGUAGGGAUGGAGAACACCUGCCAUCCUUGAAUUAUCAUUGAGUGCCUACUGUGUACCAGACACUCUGCAAAAGGCUGAGGAGGUCCUGGCUUUUAAGGAACUCAUUUCCUAGGGAGGGGGCAUGCAAAUAAGUACAUAAAUAAAACAAUUUCUGCUGA